This is a messenger RNA of Pelagomonas calceolata, 2403 nucleotides long. NCBI's taxonomy places the organism in Eukaryota, Pelagophyceae, Pelagomonadales, Pelagomonadaceae. The record is from the annotation of a GenBank genome assembly.
CGCCGCGGGCAGUCCCCGGUUGGCGCACUCGGUACCGUCUAUCACCGACACCACUGGCGCGAAGGCUGCCCCAUAGGAUCGUGGGACCCGCCACCGCUCGGUACAGGACGGCUGAGGCGUGACGGCUGCUUGACGCCCGAGAAUCUGGAGCCAGUGCCAGCAGGCUGCCACAGCACGCCAUCGAUGAGACCGCGCGCGCGCCAAAUGGACCGCGCCAAGGUCCGCGAGGUCAUGGACCUCACGCUCUGCACGGAGGCCCGCGCGCGCGCCGCCCUCGCCGCGGCCAACGGCGACCAGCGGGCCGCCGUCAACGAGGUCCUGUCGCCCACAACACCAAGCCUCCACGAGCGGACGCUCCAGGAGACACUGCGACGGCGCGGCCAGACCGCCGAUGAGGCCUUUGCGGACCGGGACCUGCGCGAGGCGAUGCAGAGAAGCCUAGGGUCCGGCCGGUCGGCCAUAGAAGAGAGGGAGAUGGUCGAGCGCUUGAGGUUGCACACGGACACGACGAGGGUCGAGGCGCGAGCGGCGCUUGUGGCCUGCGGCUGGCACGAGGGCCGCGCCGCGGAACAGUUGCUGCCGGCACAGAUAUACCUGAGCCCGCAGGACCGCCGGGCCGAGAAGAUCCGCCAGGUGCGUGAGAUCGCCCGCGUGGACGCGCGCUGGGCCGAGCUCGCGCUCGACGCGUGCGACGGCGACGCGGAGGCAGCUGUCGCGUUCGUCUGCGGCGGCAUGUCGCCGCCAUCCCAGCGCGCAGCGACGGCUUUGGACGAGUCGUCGUCCGUUCUGGCCGCUGCGCGGCGGGCGCGGGCCACGCCGCUCCCGGACCACGACGACCGCCCGGCGCCGCUCGCGACGCCCGCGUCGCCGGUCGUGAGGACAGCUCCCCCAACAACGGAACAGAACCUCGUGUCGCCCAAGGCCCUGGACGCCAUUCCCGACGCCGACGUCGUCGCCCAGGCAGCCGCGGAUUUGGAGCGGGCGCUGCGCGAGGCCGAGGGCCGCAAGCGCCGGCGCUCGCUCCCGUCGCCGGUGACGCCGCUGUCGCCCGAGCGCCGCGCCGCCUCGCUCGCGGCGGCCUCGACGACGCUCGCGGCGGCCUCGCUCGAAAUGCAGCAGCGCCUUGACGCCGCGGCGGCGCGCGACGCCGCGAACGAGGCGCUCCAGGCGGAGCGGGACCGCAACCGCCGGGCGGCGCUCGCGGCUGCGGAACAACGGGCUAGGGAGGCGGCGGAAAAGCGCGUUGCGGCAGCUUUGCAGGUGCAGGCGGCGCACCGCGGUCGCAACGGUCGCGCUGCGUGUGUUGCGCGGCGCGAGGCCGCGGCGCUGCUCCUGGCUUGUGCACGACGCCGCCUGGACCGUGUGACUGCGCAAGCCGAGGCGGAGAUGCGACGGGACGCUGGUGCGACUCUACGAGCGUGUGCGAGGCGGCGGCAGGAUCGUUUGACCGCACGAGCCGAAUUGUCGGCGCGGCGCGACGCGACCUUGAUGUUGAGCUCCUGUGCGCGGCGGCACCAAGAUCGUUUGACAGCGCGAUUCGAAGCGGAGAGGCGACGUGACGCGGGCGAGACGUUAAGGGGAUGCGCGAGGCGACGUCAGGAUCGUUUAGCUGCGCAAGCGGAGGCCGAGAAGCGGCGGGGUGCAGCGGCGACGUUGGGCGCGUCCAUGAGACAACGCCAAGCGCGCCUCGCCGCGCAAGCCGAGGCGGACAGGCGGCGCGAGGCUGCGUCGGCGCUCGGCGGCGGCGCGAAGUGCGCGCUCGCACGACGGCGCGUCGCUGCCGAAAGGGAGCGGGCACUGGAGCGGCUCCGCCGGGAGGCGGACGCGGCCGCCGAUCGGGCGCGGCGAGAGAACGCGGCGCGGGCUCGUGCUCUCGAGGCGGCCGUCGUCGUGGAGGCGCCACCAGCGAAGCCUGCCGUGGUAGUUGUGGAGACUCCUGCGGUGGAGACCGUCGUCCAGCCGGUCGAACCGCCCCCACUCGUCGAGGAGACAACGACGCCCACGAUCGAGGAGACGCCUAUCGCCGUUGCGCCUGCCGAGCCUGUCGUGGAGCCGCGACCCGCGAAAGCGCCGCACCAGCUUGUGGAGCGCGUCCUGACGCAGCUGGCCAAGCCGGCGGUGUAUCCGGGCAAAAAGACCGAGCCAGCCGCCGUCCCGAAGCAGCGGAGACCGACGAACCCCCGCGGCCGCACCGUCGAGGCGCGGACCACUGCGCGGGAGCUCGACCCGUUGGAGCGGCUGCGACGCGCGGCGCGAAACGCGGCGCGCGAGAAGCGGGCCGCCGCGGGCUCGGCGCUCGUCGCCGUCCGCAUGAGCUCGUCGCUCGACGGACGGUUCUCGGGCGAUUUCGGCGGCCGCGUACCGAUGCGCAAACUUUAGUAGUGUGUUAAAAUUUUCCAGACA